Molecule: messenger RNA, 2083 nt
Organism: Alosa alosa (allis shad)
Lineage: Eukaryota; Metazoa; Chordata; Actinopteri; Clupeiformes; Clupeidae
Product: nuclear autoantigenic sperm protein (histone-binding)
Exons: 15
Coding region: 143-1906 (587 amino acids)
Biological process (GO): DNA replication-dependent chromatin assembly; CENP-A containing chromatin assembly
Cellular component (GO): nucleoplasm
Molecular function (GO): histone binding
Source: RefSeq, a predicted model, not a curated record
CUGUAUUUAAAGGCGCCAACAAAGACGAAGUGAAGAAACAAGGCACGAAACCUGCCAUCUUUUCGCAGAUUGCCAUACAUUGAGCAAAUUUCCGUCUGGAAUUGCCGUAGUCUGCGGUGUCCGUGUUCCUAGCCAUCAAAACAUGCCAGAGGAAACUGCAGCUUCUUCCAGUGCCGCAAGCACGGAUGAGAAACCCUGUUCAUCAAAUGCAGCUGCUGCAGCAGAAGGCCUAGAGGAUGUACUGGAAGAGGCCAAGAAAUUGAUUGGCACUGGAAACAGGCACAUGGUCAUGGGGGAUGUAGUCUCAGCAGUCAGUGUGUUCCAGGAAGCCUGUGGCAUGCUGGCUGAGAAGUAUGGUGAUACUGCUGAUGAAUGUGGUGAAGCAUUCUUCCUUUGUGGAAAAGCCUUGCUGGAACUUGCCAGGAUGGAGAAUACUGUUCUUGGCAAUGCUUUGGAUGGAGUUCCAGAGGAGUCUUCGGAGGAGGGUGAAAAGCAGAAUGACUCCAAGAUUGAAAGUGCAGAUAACCUAGAUGAAAAAACUAGGGAAGAGCUUCGAGAGCAGGUUUACGAUGCUAUGGCUGAGAAGGAAAACGUGAAUGGUGAUGCAGAGAAAACCGAAGGGACCCAAGGCAAAACUGCAGAGGAAGUGUCUAAAGAGGAGGGUACAGAAAAGUCAGAGGAAAUGGUUGUGGAAGCAACACCUGAAGUGCCUAAAGAAGUCCCUGUAAAGGAGGAGGCUGACGAGAAGCCAAAGGAAGAAAAGCUGGCCGAGAAACCAACAGUGGAGAAGCCGACAAAGGAGUCAACCAGGGAGGAGGAGUCUGCCAAGGAGCCUAAGAAGCCCAGAGAUCUCCCAGAAAAAGAUGGUGUUUCUGCCACCGAGUCACCCAUGAAAAAUGGUGUGAAGGAGUCUCCUUGCAGGGAUAAAGUUGAAACGACUGCCUCUGAGGAAGAGCCUGCCAAGAUGGAGAAUGGCGUGAAGAAUUCUGAUGAAAAUGGUCAUGGGCAAGAGCCUGAGGAUGAAGAGAUGGCAGGAGAUGAUGGUGAUGGUGAUGAUGAUGAGGAUGAAGAUGGUGAUGGAGAAGGAAAUGCUGAGGAUAAGGAGAGUGAAGAUGAAGUGGGCAACCUUCAGCUGGCUUGGGAGAUGUUGGAGGUGGCUAAAGUAAUCUACAAAAGGAAAGAAGUCAAGGAGGACCAGUUGAUGAUGGCACAGAUCUUCUUGAAGCUUGGAGAAGUUGGUACUGAAUCUGGUAACUAUGGCCAGGCCCUUGAAGACUUCCAGGAGUGCUUGGCCCUGCAGCUCAAACACCUGCCACCUCACAGUCGCCUGCUGGCAGAAACUCACUAUCAGCUGGGCAUAACCUUCAGUUUUACAAACGAGUACAGACAGGCCAUCGACCACUUCAGCAGUUCCAUUAAAGUGAUUGAGACCAGAGUGGCCAUGCUUCAGACGGUGAUUGAGAAGGCGGAGGAGGAGGCUGUGAAGGAAGAGCGAACUGAGCUGGAGGAGCUGAAGCAGCUGCUGCCUGAGAUCAAGGAGAAGGUGGAGGAUGCCAAGGAGAGCCAGAGGACUGCUGCUGCUGCCUCUGUCGCUAUUCAGCAGACCAUGGGUGGGGCCUCUACAUCAUCUGCAUUCCCAACUGAGAACGGUGCUUCUUCCUCUUCAUCUUCCACAGUUAUUAACCAGAUUCCAGUAAAGCCAGCUGAGGGGGUGGCGGCUACCUCUAAAUCAGCAUCGGACAUCUCCCACCUUGUGAGGAAAAAGAGGAAACCAGAGGAGGAGAGCCCAAAGCAGGACAGUGAAGCUAAAAAGGUCAAACAGGAGACUACAGUAAAUGGCAGUGGAGACUCCGCAAGCAACGGCAAUGGAGUUCAGGAGAAAAUGGAACAGGAGGCCUCGGCGUGAUUCCAUUUCCCUGGUGACCAGUGAUCCCUCUACCAGCAGAGCAUGUUUCCCUCUCUUCAGACAAAACCUCUGUGUUGUAAAUAAGUCCCUUUUCAUCACAAUGAUCUUUUCUUCCUUGUCCAUUUUUUUUUUUGUAUAAUUGUAGUAAAAAAUCAAUAAAGAAUAUUUGCAAAGCAA